GUAACAUUGCAGCUUCCGAUCUCUUAGGAAUCGGUCUCUUUGGCAGAAUAUUCUCUUCGUUACUUAAAUCAAAGUUACAUUCGUCAUGAGUGGAUCGGGAAAGGGAUUACUUGGAAUGUGGUUGUAUCGAAAAUCUGAAGGAUGGCAAAUCAAAGAAGGUAGUCCUAUACAUAAAAAUCAUGAGAUCCCCAUGCUCGAGAAAGAAAAUAAUAGCGAAAAUAAAAAUUCCGUAAUAUUCUCGUUGAAAAAUCAAGUUGGGGGAUUGGCACGAGCACUUCAAGUAUUUCAAGAUUUAGGUGUAAACGUUGUUCAUAUAGAAUCAAGAAAAUCACUCAGACGUGGUUCAGAAUAUGAAAUUCUUGUUGACGUUGAAUGUGAUUCUAAAAGGAUGGAACAAUUGAUGAGAAUGUUGAAUCGUGAAGUUGCCGCCAUUAAUUUGGCACAAUACGAACAAACGGGAAAUAUUCCUCAACAUGCGCCAUGUUUGUCCACUGCUACAAGUUUUGAUUACAGUGAAAUCGACAUGCCAUGGUUCCCUCGAAAAAUAUCUGAUCUCGAUCAAGCACAAAAAGUGUUGAUGUACGGAUCUGAUUUAGAUGCCGAUCAUCCUGGUUUUAAAGAUCCGGUUUAUCGUAAACGCAGACAAGAAUUCGCUGACAUCGCGAAUAAUUAUAAACAUGGUCAACCAAUUCCUAGAAUUCAAUACACCCCAGAAGAAAUCAGAACGUGGGGUACAGUUUUCCGUGAAUUACAUCAACUUUAUCAAAAACACGCGUGCAUGGAGUAUUUAGAAAAUUGGCCUAAACUUGAAAAAUAUUGUGGAUAUAGGGAAGAUAACAUUCCACAAUUGGAGGAUGUGAACAUUUUCUUAAAACGAACUACUGGAUUUCAACUACGACCAGUUGCAGGAUAUCUUUCACCGAGAGAUUUUCUUGCAGGAUUGGCUUUUAGAGUUUUUCAUUGUACUCAAUAUAUCCGCCAUUCUUCGGAUCCAUUUUAUACUCCUGAACCUGAUUGCUGUCACGAAUUGUUAGGUCAUAUGCCAUUGUUGGCAAACAAAAGUUUCGCACAAUUUUCUCAAGAAAUUGGUUUAGCAUCCUUGGGUGCUUCGGAUAACGACAUCGAUAAGCUUGCAACGCUGUACUUUUUCACGGUUGAAUUUGGUCUUUGCAAACAAGACGGUUCUUAUAGAGUUUAUGGAGCAGGAUUAUUAUCAUCGGUUGCUGAAUUGAGACACGCAGUAUCUGCACCAGAAAAAACCUUUAGAUUCGAACCUGAAAUUACUUGUAAACAAGAAUGCAUUAUUACAGCUUUUCAAAAUGCGUAUUAUUAUACUAACAGUAUAGAAGAAGCAAAAGAAAAAAUGCGAGCGUUCGCAAAUGAAAUUCAACGUCCGUUUGGUUUACGUUACAAUCCUUACACGCAAUCAGUAGAGGUUCUUACCGAUGCACAAAAAAUAACUGCAGUUGUGAGCGAGCUACGUGGCGAUUUGUGCAUCGUAUCAAAUGCAUUGAAAAAAAUUCACGAACAGGAUGAAACCGUGGAUGUUGAAAGAAUAACAAAUCUUUUGACUCAAGGAAUAGAUAUUGUUCGUGACACUUCGUCAUCUGAUAGCGAUGACACCGAUAAAAGUCCUAACGCUGAUGAACGUCAAACCAAUUCUACGAAAUAAAAUUACAACUCGAUACACAAUUAUUGAAAUAUAAUCGAAUUACGAUGGGCUAGGUGUUCCGUGUGUUGUUGUAUAGUUUAUUAGUUAUUGUUGCUGUUGUUGUUGUUGUGUAAUCGUUAAUUUGUCUGUAAAGUUUAAUACCUCCUUCGUCC
Molecule: messenger RNA, 1824 nt
Organism: Polistes dominula (European paper wasp)
Lineage: Eukaryota; Metazoa; Arthropoda; Insecta; Hymenoptera; Vespidae
Gene: Trhn
Product: tryptophan hydroxylase
Biological process (GO): aromatic amino acid metabolic process; serotonin biosynthetic process
Cellular component (GO): neuron projection
Molecular function (GO): tryptophan 5-monooxygenase activity; iron ion binding
Source: RefSeq, a predicted model, not a curated record